AUGUUUGAAUUUAAUGAGAUGAAUCGCCGCUCAGAGGCGCUGGAAGAUGCGAUCGACAGGCGUAUCUCUUCGAUGAAUGGCCUUAUUGAAGAUGGAGGUCGGGGUCAACAAAAUAAUGCCACGAAGCGUCCGCAGUUUGAAAAACUCGAUAGGGAGCUGACAGAGCAAUUUGGCGAACUGUCUUCCAUUUAUCAGCAGAUGUCCUCAUACGUUGAAGUGAAUCGCCAUGCCGAUUGGAUGAGCACCGCCCUGCAUCACAAAUUGCAGCGCCAUGCCGAUUGCAUUCGCGAUUUCCAAGUGCAGUACAAACGCGUCAGGGACACUGCCUCAGCCAUUCUCGACAGAGAAUUUCUUUUUGCGAAGAUCAAGGAGGACAAGUCUGAGCCGAAAAUGGGCGGGAAUCGAGCGUCGGCGCACGAUUAUUACCUGCAGGAAAGUACCCAUAUCUCAUUCACCGACCGGCUGCUGGAUGAGCAACUCGGCAUGGCCAACGCAACCAAGGAGAAUCUCACCCGACAGCGUUUGUCGAUGAACAAUAUUCGGGCACGAAUGUUUGAGAUUGCGCAGAAGUUCCCGAUGGUCAACAACGUCCUCCAAAAGAUCCAGCGCCGCAAACGCCAAGAUGCCGUUGUCCUUGGGCUUACAAUCUCGGUGUGCAUAUUCGUUCUCUACCUGUUCUGG
Molecule: messenger RNA, 681 nt
Organism: Mesorhabditis spiculigera
Lineage: Eukaryota; Metazoa; Nematoda; Chromadorea; Rhabditida; Rhabditidae
Source: the annotation of a GenBank genome assembly